Glycine soja is the source of this 1278-nucleotide messenger RNA. RefSeq lists its product as uncharacterized. The transcript is spliced from 3 exons. NCBI's taxonomy places the organism in Eukaryota, Viridiplantae, Streptophyta, Magnoliopsida, Fabales, Fabaceae. The coding region runs from base 334 to 909 and encodes 191 amino acids. The record is from RefSeq and is a predicted model, not a curated record.
UUGUUGUUGUGUACAUGUUACAGUAUAUAAUAAUAAUAUUUUGUGCAAUUUUCGGUGUCUAUCUCUAUUGCCAUUUCAGCAAGCGGUUGACCAGCUAAAAACAAAUGGAAAAGGUUUAGCUGGUUUUUCCCAAUUCAGGAUACAUGCAGUUAGGAAUGGUAUCUCCUUCAAAACAAUGAUAGACAUAUUGGGAAGGAAGUCUCAACUACUACUACUACAAAGGAAGGAACUCAAACAAGGCACCAAGUCAUGUUUCUAUUUGAGUAGCUUCCAAGAGUUAUUCCUUCCCUUUUCUCUCUUCUCUGGUGUCUUCACAGAAACAACCACCCCAUCAUGAUGGAAAGUCCUCCUAAAUGCAAACUCACAUUCACAUUAAUCUUCUUCAUCGUUGUCUCCCACUCUCUUGGCUUAGUUUCCUUCACCUUGUGCAUAGCCUCCGAGACUAAGAGGAACAAGAAGGGGGAUCUCAGAUGGAAUGGGAAACUAUGUCAUUUACCAUCAAGUCCAGCAUUUGGAUUGGGUAUUGCAUCUUUGGUUUGUUUGGUUUUGUCCCAAAUUGUUGGGAAUUCUAUAUUAUUCAAGACUUAUUGUUCAGGAGGGAAAAGAAACGCAAAGUGUGAGAUCCCUUUCGUUGCCAGGAUUCUGCUUUUGAUCUCUUGGCUAAGCUUUGGAAUUGCAGUUAUUUUAUUAAUCGUUGCCACAAGCAUGAGCAGAAGGCAGGCCUAUGGGGAAGGGUGGUUGAAUGGUGAGUGCUACCUUGUCAAAGGAGGGAUUUACGUUGGUUCAGCCAUAUUGAUCCUAGUUUCAGUAGAAUCGUUAAUGGGUUCAGCUUUGUUAACAAUGAAGACCAAUGAAGAAGCAGAUCAGGGUAACAAAAUACACGCACAAACGGAACGGGGUGACACUUGAGAUUAAAGAAUAAUUUUAUACAUUGAAAUCAUAAAGUAGAAUGCAGAGUGGGAGUUUUGAUGCAAAUCAAGAAAGCUAUAACAUCAACUACUCCUAAAAGAGGCCUCACAAGUUGGCAUAGGGAAAGAUUCAAGCCUACAAUACAAUCUGUUUUGUCAUAAUGUGCUGAGGAAUAACUAUUUUUUUCUACUUACAUUAUACGUAAGAGACAUUUUCUUUUGUACACAUUCUCUCCGAGGUAGUAACUGCCUCAUAUAGGAACUCAUUUUGGAUCCACCCGCAUAAUCAAUAAUUGUUUUGUAUUUUAUUUUGUACUCAUAGUUCUCAACUGCUCAGUUGCAGAAAUAGUGUUAUUUAAUUUUUAAACAA